CACCACCUCUCCUCUUCAGUUCUCUCCUCUCCUCCUCCACAUCUAUCUAACACGUCCAUCGUCACUAUCACCGAGUUUGAUCUCGAGCGCACUGCGAUAUUGCUUAUCUGGCUCAAUUCUCGCGCAUUGUCGUUGUCCAGCUAUCACGGGACACCUCCUACGCAACUCCGCAUUGUGCGACAAACCUUUUGCGCCUACUACAAAACCCCUCCAAAUCAAUCAUCAUGACCUCCUUCAUCGAUUAUUCAAAGAACACCAGGUCGAAGAAUUACCAUGGAUCCGGCUCAUUUGCCACCUUUAUGAUCAUCGCUCCUGUGUGCUUCUUCCUGGGCAUCCUUUUUGCCUCAUUCCCUUACGACUUCCCUCUUCUAUGGACCAAGGCUCCUGUGCCCGAUAACUUCUUUGAUCACCUCGAAACACAUCUGAAGUUUGUACACCAGUCUCCGGCGCUCAUUAGCCGUAUCCUCCACAUUGUCAUCUCUAUCGGCUUCAUCGGUUUCUUUAUUAAGCUCUUCCGCCCCAGUGAGGCCAACUUCCUGUUUGACGGCGCGUCCCUCAUUCUCUACCUGAUUGGUUUCGGUGUCUACGUCGCCAACAUUGUCAAGGCUCUCCGAAGUGUUAGUGCCGAGAUCUGGACCAACGACGGCUUCGAUGGCAAGACUCACGAGGGUGAGAGCGGCGAGCUUAUUCUUGGUCGUGAGGACAGCUUGAAGGUUCUUUCGGCCAGCAAUACCAUUCUUGCCCUUGUUCUUGUUGGCAUUCUCGUUCUGCAAGUCGGCGAGUGGUAUGCCGAGAAGAAGGAGGCUGAUGACGCCGCCGCUGUCGAUGCCAAGGAGGCCUCUGAAAAGAAGGAGGGUUCCCCUAGCAAGGCCUCCACCAAGAAGAAGCAGUAAAAUGCUCUUUCAGUGUAGCAUCGCAAUGUCAGGGUUAACGACUUCUGGGUUCGGGUGGUUAUCUGGAUAAGUGCGUUGAUUGCACACAAAUGCACUAGUCACUGUAUAACUUGUAAAUUAUUUAAUCGACAUCCCGUGCGCUUCCCCAGUUGUCACUCUGUUCUUCAUUCCGAUUUAACCCAACAUCACCACCUUAUAGAAUGAUAAGAAGCGAUGGACUCUAUCAUUAUGAGCUCUCGUACCAAUCACUUCAGGAGGCAUAUACGAAUAUACAGAUCCAGGAAGCAGUGUGCAUGACAGUCGGGUUUCUGUACGAAGCAAUAUUCAAUCUCAAUAAGCAUAAAUGCACACGCGGGAGCCAACACGGCCCCUCGUUACUUAACUCUAACAACGCAGUCUAUUUCGAGCUUUCGAUGAAUUAUAGCACACCACAUUAUUACACGAAUCAUACAGACAUUUUCAUCGCAAUUGUCUUAUGAGGGUCGUAGCCCUUAAUGGUGAAAUCUUCCGC
This is a messenger RNA of Fusarium odoratissimum NRRL 54006, 1404 nucleotides long. RefSeq names its product ER membrane protein SH3. Gene Ontology annotation, biological process: endoplasmic reticulum to Golgi vesicle-mediated transport. The record is from RefSeq and is a predicted model, not a curated record. The transcript is spliced from 2 exons. Lineage: Eukaryota; Fungi; Ascomycota; Sordariomycetes; Hypocreales; Nectriaceae. The coding region runs from base 225 to 893 and encodes 222 amino acids. Gene Ontology annotation, cellular component: endoplasmic reticulum membrane.